AUGGCCUAUCCACCCAUCGUGUCUGCGCUAGGGGCAGGCAGGCAGAGGGAGAAGGACGUUUUCGCUUCCAUGCUGGUUCAGAUUCUCGGGGUGAAGGAAAACAGGGAUUUGGAGCAAGGAUUUGGUGCUGCUAUGCAGAAUCUGCUGUCUGGCGGGCUGGAGAAGGCGCAUGCAGAGAAGAAGGUGAGAGCAGGCAGGGGAGUUGUGGGAGGAAGCAAGGGUAAACGGCAGAUGGAGAAUGAUGGGAACCUGGAAGGGUCAUGGGAAAGCACGGACGGUGGUGGUAAGGAUGGUAGGGAUGGGAAGGGUGGGCAGUGGAGGGAGCAUCUGAAGGGCGUGUGUGGGAGAGGUAUGUGGAUGGCAUGGCUUGGAUUCUGGAGCAUGGAGGGGGGGAAGGGAGGGAGUUCAGGUGCAGCCACUGCAGUGAGGGGGCCGGCAGCAGCAGCAGCAAUCUGGAAGGCAGGGAUAUUCCGAAGGGCAUUCUUCACGUAUCGUGCUGCCUGCAUUCUGAAGUGGGCUCGCACCUAUGGCUCUGAAGUCAUCCCCGCUAGUCAAUGCUGCAAGGACAGCCCCCAAGGGAAGGUCCGGCCCAUGCGCCACCCGCUUCGGGACCUUCCGAGCCUGCUGGUCAGGCUCGGCGCCAUCCCCAAGCCUGUGGACCAAGGCAGCUUCUCCUGGGAGUGGGACGAGUGGCCUCAGGGCGAUGAAACUGUGGUGAAGCUUCCUGAUGACCCGAGUGCAAGAUUCUUUCGUCUGGGAAUUGUGGAGGAAGCAAGUGGGACAGCAGAGGAGUGCGGGGCAGGGGAGAAGGGCGGACAGGGGUCAUCUGGGCCGGGGCCAAAGGCAGGAAGCAAGAUGGGGGCUGGGAGGGAGCAUAGAGGAGGCAAAGGGAUGGGCAAGCUGGAGGGAAGCAUCAGAGGGCACGGGAAAGAAGAGAGAAUCAGAGGGCUGACGAGCGAAGACCAGAGAGGCCUGCACCGGCUGCUGACAGAUCUGCUGCCGCUAGUGCAAAGGAAAUACCCCAUCGUUCGCUGCACUGCCGAUGCCGAAUUCCUAGUGGAGUUUGCCGGGUGCAUGAUCAAGCCACCUGCAUGCGCACAGUGCAAACAGUGCUUUGCUCUCUUUAACCAUCGCAUCCCUUUCCUCGGGGUCGUCGCCAACUACGCCUACCGACCUGCCUCCAUCCUUUUCAACCGCUUUGUAUCCAUCUUCCCCCCACAUUCUCAGCAAUUCAACCAUCUGACUGGUCUUAUCGGCCUGCCGCCGUUCCCUGCCAGCGUACCUGGCUUUCUAAGGUCGCCUGUGGUGCAGGCGCAGGCAGAACAGGUCCCCGUUGUCUUCCUGCUGCAAGUGGCUUACAACUGGCCGCUCUCCAUCCUGGGAAUCGGGGACUUGCAGCAUUUUCACAGGCGGGAAUGGGAGGAGGAGCAGGAAGGACUGGGCGCGAGGCGUGGAGGGGAGGAGGUGGAGGAGGAAGAGGAGGAGGAUGGGAGGGUGUGGGAGGAGGUGCGGACGUGGUGCCUUGCGGUGCUGUCUGCAUGGGCGGGCAGCUGGAAGCUGGCGGUGCGGGGAUUGGGAGGCACGUGCAAGGGAAAGAAACAGGCUGGGCAGGAAGGAUUGGAGGGAGGCGUGUAUUUGACUGAGUGGGGGCGUGAGCUGUGGAUCAAGGCCAUGACACCCCGCCCUGCUACCGCCUCCCCUGCUGCCCCUUCCACCUCUGCUGCCCCUGCCACCCCUGCUGGCCAUUCCAGCCCUGCUCCCUCGUCCACCCCCCCUGCUCCACCUGCUGUCGCCACAUCAUGCACUGCACCUGUUUCUGUUACAGGAGGCUCUGGUUCUGCUGCGUGUGGGAGGCGUGUGUGCGGUGCUGCAAGGUGUGGGACGGUGGAGGGCGGUGGUGUGAAGCUGAAGAACUGCUCUGGGUGUGGCAAGGUGGCGUAUUGCAGCAGAGAGUGCCAAAAGGCACACUGGCCCUCCCACAAGCUCACAUGCCCCGGCAGAACCAGCGGGAGAGGAGGUGGCAGCAGUGGUAAGGUGAGUGGAACAGUGAGUGAGACAAGGUGGCAGCAGCAGGGUGUGUGGCAAGGGGAAUGGCAAGGGGAGUGA
This is a messenger RNA of Closterium sp. Naga37s-1, 2106 nucleotides long. NCBI's taxonomy places the organism in Eukaryota, Viridiplantae, Streptophyta, Zygnematophyceae, Desmidiales, Closteriaceae. The record is from the annotation of a GenBank genome assembly.